AUGGAAUCCACCGGAAUCCCCAAAUCCCCUUUGGGCUUGGAGCUCACCAUCGCCACCCCGGCCUCCUCCGGCUCCAAUGGUGGUAACGGGUCAAACAUGGAGAACGCGAGGGAGCUGGCCCUCCUAGACAUGAUCAGCCAACCGGCGAGCGGCGGCGGACAAGAGGAUGAUGUGCAUAUGAGCGGCGUGGAGCUAGAGAUCAUGGAGCUAGGUCAAGAGGAGAUGGGGGCCGCCGCCGGGCCGUCGUCCCAACCCCGCACGUACAUGCGGCUCUCCCAGGAGCAGCAUGACGAGCUGGAAGCAACAUUUCAGCAAAACCAGUUCCCAGACAAGAGGACGAAGGAUGACUUGGCUGAGAGACUCAAGGUGACACCGAAGCAGUUGCGAGCCUGGUUUGUGAACCGUAGAUCAAGGCUGAAGAAGCAGCAGACGAUCGAGGAGACUCGGAAGCAAUUCGAGUCAUUUGCCAAGGAAAGGCGCCGCCUCCGGCGCAAGAUUAAGAAGCUCAAGGAGCUCAACAAGAAGCUCAAAGCAACGCAUAUGUCAGCAAUUCUGAGAUGCUACGGCAACUUCACUGAUGAUGGGAUUUACAAGAUUGGUGUUUGUUUCUUCCUUCCUUUUGAACUUAUGUCGAUCGAGGUCCAGCUUUAG
Phragmites australis (common reed) is the source of this 651-nucleotide messenger RNA. Its product is annotated as homeobox-leucine zipper protein HOX3-like. NCBI's taxonomy places the organism in Eukaryota, Viridiplantae, Streptophyta, Magnoliopsida, Poales, Poaceae. The coding region runs from base 1 to 651 and encodes 216 amino acids. The transcript is spliced from 5 exons. The record is from RefSeq and is a predicted model, not a curated record. Gene Ontology annotation, molecular function: DNA binding.